AUGACGGCGGCGCGCAGCUCGUGCGCACUAGGGGCUAAGGUGGGGGGUUCAGGUACAACAGGAGGGGGGGAUGGAGAUGAUGGAGAGGGGAGCGCGAGAGCAGCGCGGGAUCAAAGCGGGGAGCGGAGACUCGUGCACCUGAACCUGGGGGUGCUGGAAUCCGUCGCUACCGUGGGUACAGGAACAUUUGGGCGGGUGGUGUUGGUGCAGGAUCGGAAAACUAAAAGCUAUUUUGCCUUAAAGUCGAUGAAAAUUGUGGAUUUGAUUCGACUGAAACAACAGCAGCAUGUUCACAAUGAAAAAGAAGUUCUGAUGGAGGUUAAUCACCCAUUCAUCGUCAAACUGUACUGGACAUGGCAUGACGAGCGCUGUCUUUUUAUGUUGAUGGAGUUCAUACCUGGAGGAGAACUGUUUAGCUACCUGCGCAGUCGAGGCAGGUUCACCAAUGAUAUGGGUUUGUUCUUCUCCUCCGAAAUUGUCUGUGCCCUCGAGUACCUCCACUCCAAAAACAUUGUCUACAGAGACCUCAAACCCGAGAACAUCCUGCUGGAUCGCCACGGUCAUGUCAAACUCACUGACUUUGGAUUCUCCAAGAAACUUGUGGACAGAACGUGUACAUUAUGUGGAACUCCGGAGUAUUUGGCACCCGAGAUUAUUCAGGGUAAAGGUCAUGGCCUGGCGGUGGACUGGUGGGCGCUGGGGGUGCUCAUCUUUGAAAUGCUCUCCGGAUAUCCACCAUUUUUUGAUGAUAAUCCUUUUGGUAUUUAUCAGAAGGUUCUUUCUGCCAAACUGAACAUUCCUCACCAGCUCGAUUUCUAUGUCAAAGAUCUGAUCAGGAAGCUGCUGGUCGUUGAUAAAACAAAGCGAUUGGGGAAUCUGAAGGGAGGUGCAGAAGAUGUAAAGAAGCACAAGUGGUUUCAAUCUAUAGACUGGGACAUCGUACCUCAAAGAAAACUAAAGCCUAUCAUAGUACCUGAAGUGGCGCAUGAUGGAGACUCGUCGAAUUUUGAGGUUUAUCCAGAGGAAAAGCGCAGAAAGGAGCCGGCUGUUUCUCAGCAGGACCUGGAAAUUUUUAAGAACUUUUGAAUAUUAAAGCGUAUUUAU
Trichomycterus rosablanca is the source of this 1104-nucleotide messenger RNA. RefSeq names its product cAMP-dependent protein kinase catalytic subunit PRKX-like. Gene Ontology annotation, cellular component: cAMP-dependent protein kinase complex; cytosol. The coding region runs from base 1 to 1086 and encodes 361 amino acids. Gene Ontology annotation, molecular function: cAMP-dependent protein kinase activity; ATP binding. The transcript is spliced from 8 exons. Gene Ontology annotation, biological process: signal transduction; peptidyl-serine phosphorylation. The record is from RefSeq and is a predicted model, not a curated record. NCBI's taxonomy places the organism in Eukaryota, Metazoa, Chordata, Actinopteri, Siluriformes, Trichomycteridae.